AUGUGUGACCUCACCCGUUUGAGUAACGUGGGGACAUCCACUGCAAGUCUCACUAUGCUCUAUAAUGCUCUAUUAUCACUAACGGCAUUUAUGUUUUGUCUUAGUCUUUUCCUGGUGCACAGAGCCAGUGUUCUAGAAAAUGACUUUCGCAAACUCCAAGGGGACAUAAUGCUACAAUUAAAUCAACCACAUUCUGAGGGAGUCAAUGGGAAAAUGGCCAAGAUGUCUAAAACAAGGGAGGACAUUAAGCCAAGUGUUUUCCAAAAAGCUCAGAGUUCUCUGAAGAUAUCUUCUAGGAGAGUAAAAAGGGAACAGAACAGCUGCAGAGUUCCAACAUCAUUUCUGCAGUUUCGGGCUAACACCAACAAACAGCCAGACAUAAGAGGAAAUAUAACAGUGAUCCCUUGGACCAUUUCUGCACAGCAAGGAAGUACAAUUUCACAAAAGAAAAACAGAAUUGUUGUCCAAGAAGAUGGAUAUUACUUGGUGUUUGGACAAGUUUUGUUCGAAAACCCGAGCACAGUUAUGGCUCAUGUCAUACAAAGCUGGAGUUCUUCUGAAGCAGGGACAAAAUCAACACAGCUCUUGUGCUGCAUGCGAGAGAUGUCUGAUCAAACCUACGGCAAUACAUGUUAUAGUUCAGGCACAGUGUAUUUGCUUCAGGGUGAUGAGCUGGAGCUGGUGAUCCCAGACAGGCCAGGAGUUCUGAUCUCUACAGACCCAGAGUCAACCUUUUUUGGUGUCAUACAGCUAAACUGAAACAACACAGCAUGGGGAUGAUAAAUAUGCAGCUCAUUGAUGCAGGAAGCUGGGAACUGACACUGAGCUGUGUGAGAGGAUGUUGAUAAAGGACCCGAGUGACAGCGGCAGGAAAAGUGCCAGAGCAUGUUAUUAAUCUCAGGAAAAUACAUAAUGAACUUUUUAAAUGAACUGUCCAUGUCCAUCAUCUGUCGUGUUUUUUGGGUAUUUUUGGAAUCCGCUAGCUUGAGUGCAUUAAAUGUUUCAUUCAGGUGGCUCUCCUGCACGUGUCUAUCCUGUGCCAUUGUUUUUGUGUGCCACCACCUCCUUUCAUCGGUCUAUUUUCGCAUGUCUCUUUAUACCUUGCCGGGGGCUUCCCUCCUGCUCCACCUACACGCUGUCAGCUUAUUUGUUCCUCUCAUCUAUUUUAGACCGGUUUCCGUUUUUCCAAAGACUGUGUCAGGAACAAACAAAUGUAUAAAUUUAUAUCGCUCAGGAGGUGUUUUCCCGGUGGACACGGAAAUCCACAGCACUGUAAAUACUCGAAUGUAAAAUUAAAGUUGUUGCAAGUUGAAUAAUAUGCUUUUCCACAAUAAAUUCUCGAUUGGUAUUUCA
Molecule: messenger RNA, 1353 nt
Organism: Acanthochromis polyacanthus (spiny chromis)
Lineage: Eukaryota; Metazoa; Chordata; Actinopteri; Pomacentridae
Product: tumor necrosis factor ligand superfamily member 13B-like
Biological process (GO): immune response
Cellular component (GO): membrane
Molecular function (GO): receptor ligand activity; tumor necrosis factor receptor binding
Source: RefSeq, a predicted model, not a curated record